AUCUUGUGGACUUUCUCCAUCUACUUGGAGUCCGUGGCAAUUCUUCCCCAGCUGUUUAUGAUCAGUAAAACUGGAGAAGCGGAGACCAUCACUACUCACUAUCUCUUCUUCCUGGGCCUCUACCGUGCCUUGUACCUUAUCAACUGGAUUUGGCGUUACUAUUUUGAGGAAUUCUUUGACCUCAUAGCCGUGGUGGCCGGGGUAGUCCAGACCAUUCUGUACUGUGACUUCUUCUAUUUGUAUGUUACAAAAGUGCUCAAAGGGAAGAAGCUGAGUUUGCCAGCCUAAAAGUGCCAAGGAUGCUCCAUCCUGGAUGCGUAGAGAGAGAACAAUCCCGACCAUCGAGAGGUGGAAGAUGCUUGAACAGAUGGCCUCCCGCGGGGGGGGCGGGGAGGGGGCUUCAUAGGUCCAGAGAACCAAAUGACUUCUGUUGGAUGCAUCUUGCCUUUUUUUUCCCACGCCCCCCCCCUCCCUCCUCUCUUUUUUUAUUACUAUGUAUAAAGAUUUUUUACACGAGAGAAACUUAAGACCGUGUGGAUUUAAUUCAGCGUGUAGUUUCAAAUCGGAGUAGUUCCAAAAAACACAGUUUUGGGGUUUCUUUGGGGUGGGUGGGGGGAUUUGUGGGAUCCUUGGGGGAAUCGGCGCAAAACCACUUCUAUUUUCCAAAAGAUUUCCUGUCAAUUGCUGAAUGAUUUUUGGCGCACGCAGGCCUGGGCUGAUUGACGGAUGGUAACUGCCUCCCUCUUUCCUGGUUGAUUUCAAAUUUCAUUCCGCUGUAUUUAUUGUUCCUUUCGUUCCCCUCGCCCUCCAAACCUGCGUAGGCUGAAAUCCAAAAUAGCGUUGUCGGAAAAUGCUCGUGGGAAAGGGUGUCACAGUUUCAGAAAUACCUUCAAUUACUCGGUUUGCUUUUUAUCCUUUCCAUAAAAAGAUGCUCCCGUAGGUAGCGUCUAUUAGAUAAAUGCUCCCCUCCAUUUUUCUUCACCUGAAGACACGAGUUAAGACUGGUUUUUUUUUUUUCACAAGGUUUUGGGGUCCGUCUCCCUCCUAAUAUAACGGUUUUGCAUCAGCCAUUCCUGUUUGCAUGUGCCCUGGUCAGCCUAAAAUUAUUCCGCAAUUUUUGGAGGGUUUGUGUGUGUAUUUCUAAACAUUUUCUAUUGACAGCAGCCACCCCUGCAAUCAUCGUCCAGUUGAAGUCAUCCAUAGGUGGCAAAUUUUUAACAGUGUCUCCCAUCUUUUUUAAUACAGAAUCCUUUUACAAAGUAAACCAUCUUUGUUUAGCUUUUCCAGCAAUUUUAGAAUGUGCCAGUUUUUGAACGAUCAAUUGUUCCUUUUAUAGACUUGUUCCUGAAUCGGCCGCACCGAAUCCUGUUCUCUAGCUUUCCUUUCUUUUUUUUUUUUUAAACUGAACUCUGUUGCAUGAUUUAUCCUGUGUUACCAUCCUCAAUAAACUUUUUUUGAAGUGGU
Pseudonaja textilis is the source of this 1464-nucleotide messenger RNA. The record is from RefSeq and is a predicted model, not a curated record. NCBI's taxonomy places the organism in Eukaryota, Metazoa, Chordata, Lepidosauria, Squamata, Elapidae.